AAUUAUUUUGAGUUUAAUCAGUAGGAAGGCGAUAGAAGUUAUUGAGAUAACAGCUCCCAAAGAAGCGGUAUAUUCCUGCAUCUUUCAUUCCAGAAAAUUCUCCAGACUCGAAUUUUAACGAGAAUUGAGACUUUUUCAAACCGCAUUUAUUCUUCUCAACUCAAUCACAAAUAAAAUACCAAAGAUGUCUGGAGCAGCAAAAAGAUUGAUUCCUCUGUUCGACAGAGUUUUAAUUAAGAAAUUUGAAGCUGUAACUCAAACGAAAGGAGGAAUCGUGAUUCCAGAAAAAGCACAAGACAAAGUUUUGCAGGGCACAGUAGUGGCUGUUGGACCUGGUGCUAGAUUACAAGAUGGUUCUCUUGCCCCAUUAUCAGUGAAAGUUGGAGAAAAAGUACUACUUCCAGAGUAUGGCGGCACCAAAGUUAAUUUGGAAGACAACGCUGAAUACCAUCUGUUCAGAGAAUCAGAUAUUUUAGCUAAGGUAGAAUAAGUUCAAACAUGAUUUCCAUUUUUUAUAAUCGAAUUUCUCUGUGAGAAUGUAGAGUCUGAAUAUUUUUAGUUUUUUUGUACUAAUGAUCUGGCUUCUAAAAAUGUUCAGGCUUGUUGCAGUGUUUUCAGCUUAUGUUCAUUAUAUUCUUGUUGAAAACAUUGCAGAAAAUGAUAGUUGAUGUUUUAGUUACUGUACUGUGUACUGUUUGAAAUUUGUUGAAAAUAUAUUUAUAUAAAACUUC
Leptinotarsa decemlineata (Colorado potato beetle) is the source of this 731-nucleotide messenger RNA. Its product is annotated as 10 kDa heat shock protein, mitochondrial. The record is from RefSeq and is a predicted model, not a curated record. Gene Ontology annotation, cellular component: mitochondrion; mitochondrial matrix. Gene Ontology annotation, molecular function: protein folding chaperone; protein-folding chaperone binding; ATP binding. NCBI's taxonomy places the organism in Eukaryota, Metazoa, Arthropoda, Insecta, Coleoptera, Chrysomelidae.